Molecule: messenger RNA, 2021 nt
Organism: Aspergillus calidoustus
Lineage: Eukaryota; Fungi; Ascomycota; Eurotiomycetes; Eurotiales; Aspergillaceae
Source: the annotation of a GenBank genome assembly
GGUGGCUGAGGCCUCUAAAAUCGGCUUAGCGCAAAUGUUAGUGCCACGUGGGGUUGACAGCCGGUGGGUUCAUCACUUUGCUUUGAGUGUCAUACUCGCAUGACAGAGUCCUUGAACAUGCUUCCUCCUGAAAAUAAAGCGUCGCCACCUAAAUUCCAGUUUGUUGGAGGAGCUGUGCUUAAAGGACGCACGGAUGGAAUCAGAUCAUCCAUGAUUCGUCGCGCGGUGAUCGAAAGCCGGGCCAAAAGACGUCGCGACGCCGAACACGAAAUAAAGUCAAUUCUCAGACAAAGCAAGAGCUCCGUCUGCGCCUGUCAUGUUUAUAUCCCUGUAGUGCGAGUCAUAAAUGCUUCCCGUACGCCUGUGUCGGGAGACGCGACUUCUUCCUCCGGACCAAUCCCACACCCGACAGUUGCAGCCACCACCACGGUCAUGCCCUCAGCACAAUGUCAGAGCUGCGGGGGAAGGAUUUCAUCCCGCACCAUCAGGCCACCCCCUUGGGGCCUGCAAACAUUUCAAGCCGGUAACCUCGACCCACUCGUCCUCUUCGACACCAAUCUCGUCGGCAUAGACGUGCAGCGGAUCCUCAAUGUCGCUGGCGCCCACAUCUGGCCGAGCAUGCGGCCGCUCGACUACUCGUCCAAUUGCUACCGCAGCUGGGUGUUUCCCUUUGAAGAUAAGCUCAAGGUGUACAUUGUGCUCUGGUCGACGUGCUACUACCGCGAUAUGCUGCGCAUCACGCACGGGCCGCCGGGUCAGGAGAUCGACUCGAAACAACAGCUGUAUCUGCGCGCGCUGGUGAUUCGACGGCUGCGCGAAGAGGUCGAUAAUAUCGAGUCAGUAGCUACUCCUGACGGUCUGGUCAUGACGAUUCUUUUCCUUGCGGUGAACGUCGCACACAGAACCGGCCUCGGUCGGGACGCAAGCCCAUUCUCUCCCCCCUUCACAGGCCUCCAUACUCUGGACAUCUACGGCAGCCGCAAAUACCACCCAAUUCACUGGGAUAUCAUGCACAACAUCAUCCGGCGCUUCGGCGGCGUUUCGAGCCUAAAGGUCUUCGCGAUUGCCUGGCACGUCUCGAUUGCAGACCUCAUGCACGCCGCCAACACCCUGCAAAAGCCCAUUUACCCGGCACUAGGCGUGCACGGGCAAGUGCUCGACCUCGUGCCGCCGCUCGCCCUGUUUCACAUCCCAGGUCUAGACUUGCCGACAGCCAGGAUCCCGGGACUCGGCUUCCAGGUUCUGGCGUGCUUAUCGCCGCCCAUACGCCAGGACGUUAUCCAUGUAUUCGCGGAGGUCGGACAGUACUCCUGCGUGAUUCAGCAUUACGGGACGCAUCCUUGUGGCGCCGCCGUUCUAGAUUUGCUCGGCGAUAGCAGGAACCUCGUGCAUCAUCGCCUGUUUUCCUUGCCGAGCGAGAAGGAUGAUCUCAACCAGGUUCUUGGCUCCUGUGGAGAUGUUCUGGAGCAGACGUGGCACACGUGGCAGGUGUAUCUCCUCGUCCGCCUAAGCGCCAUUCUUUACGCCAUUCACGUCUCCUUCCCCAUACCCCGAAGCACGCAGCUGCGAGAACGCGUCGUCGCAGCACUAUCGCCCAUGUUCCCGGCGUUUAUCGAACGACCUGCGAUAUAUCCACUACUCCUUUGGUCCCUAGUGAUCGUGGUCAUUGCGUCAGGUGAUAGCGCGCCUAGGCAACUACUAGAUCAUGUAGCGGAGCUGUGCGGAAGGCUGAAAUAGAUUCCAAGCAUAAGCUCCUGGCGUUACUUUCUUCUUUUGCAUGGGUCGACUGCGCGGUUCCAGAUACGGCACCGUUUUGGACGCUGGUUGGGAAUGUCUUUUCCCAGGCGGGGGAUGGAAAGCUUGCGUUGAGAAAUGUACAUAAUAGACAUUAAUAUCUCAAACAUUUGCCUAAUCUCUUGAUUUACCUCACGUCGCGCGAGUGACUUGAAUAUAUGCCGAAGUUGAAUAGUGGAUGGCAUCUGUUGACAUCUGGAGUUUCGUCGACACAGAUGGAAUCCGAU